ACUGAAGAGGAAGCUGAAGUAUUGUGGGAAGGUCAACCCAUUGGAUCCCCAAGACCUGAAAUUUUCCCCUAUGCGCGAACUGGACCCUGAUAAGUGUGGAGAGACUAAUUCGGGAAUGUGGCAGAAGGGUAUUAGGCAGGAAGGGAAGAUCGAUCUAAGGACACUCAGAAAGAUUUGGAGUGUGGGAAGGCCGUACUUGAAGUGUAAGUGUGAGAAGGAAAGGAAUAGGGAUUGUGGGGGUACCCCUCUCUGGUUUGAUCACGCCAUCUGGUUCCUAUUAGCGCAUCCUUAUGUCUUGUUUCCGACCUUAUCGUCGAUCAAGGUUCGCACUUCAAUGCUCAUUCACUAUCUCCGUACCACUUGGAAGGACGGGGUGUUGGCCGCCAUCGGAUUCCACUUUCUCAGGGAUGUGAUGAUGGGAAUCGUGAAGGAGCUUGAGGCAGAUGGGACAUUGAAUGCGGAAGGGGUGCUCAAGGAGGACCGGCUCUGGAGCUACCAGAUCCCCGCCAUGCUGGCGCGCAUCAUGCUCCCCACCCGGAUUCCCGAGAGACCAUCGAGGGUUCCACUCAGCUCUCCGCGAGCUGUGGCGCGGAAACGAGGCAGCACGGCGCAGGAUCCGGACGAAUGGGUGAACGCUCGUGGCCAGAUGAUCACGCUCCCUAAUGGCAGGAAGGCGUGGAAGAGGCAAAAAUCUGACUGUGACACGUUCCUGCACUUGAAGUACACCAGUCGCGUAAUGGAACCACUUUCUGUUAGGAGGCUGGUGAAUGAGGUGCUCAGCAGAGUAAUCGGAGAUGAUACGGCGACUUGGCUAGAGCGCACCAGGAUCGGUUGGACUUACAAUCCCAAGAUAGCCUCCAAGCUGUGCAGGCCGGCGGAGACAUUCUGCGAGUUCGACGUGGCACAGUGGAUGGAGAGCUACCAUCCAGAGCAACGUCCCUGCAGCCCGCUGCUGCAGAGCAUCAUCAGAGCCGGCCUCAACCAUAUCCCGUGCAUGGCCCUGGAUGUGGAGGAGGCGAGCGUCGAGCUGGGAAACUGUCUAGACGAACUAUUCGCACGGGUCAUGGAGUUGAGUGACCUCAAUGCCUCUACCAAGUCGUUUCUCCGAAGAGUCAUUAUGAAGAAAGCAAGGGCGAGGAUGGAGAAGUACCGUGCUGCGCACAGGUACGCUGCUGCCGAGCCGUUCGAGCACCCGACUGUCAAGAGGGAGUUGGAGUUCAUAACUGGCAGAUUCCGUAUCUGCCCCACGGACAAGGCGCCCAACACUCCGGCCUUUGUAUGCAAGAACUUCAUGCGGAAGCUCGCAUUCCAGAGGCUUUCCGGUCCUGAAUUCGCCAGCAUCAACGUACCACCGGCGGCUGCCAUCGCAUGUAUACGCGGCGAACUCUCUGCUCUACCUGCACUCCCCAUCGCACCGGCGACACUCACGUACCUCAUGGCGGUUCUCAAGGCGCACAAGGGGACCUUCCGGUGGAUCACGAACACCGCUAAUACCAUCAUCUCCCCUGUCGCGGAGGUCUGCGCCUGUUUGAUGAGGUUCCUGCUUCCGCUGGCGCAGGUCUUCUGUCAGGAGAGGAGCUUGGAGGUGGAGGAGCAGUAUGGUGUCAGACCGAAUCUCUGGUGGGCUAUAGCCUCGGUGGGCGAAUUCCAUGCGAACCUUCCGGAGAAGGUUUCCUCGGUGUUUACGGCUGACAUCACCAGAUGCUUCGAGACUAUCCCCACGGACGGUUCGGAGGAGAGUCUUCCCGCUGCGGUCAGAUUUUACGUGCAGUGCGCGAUGCAAAUUCGAAGGGAGAGAAGUUCCUGCCAUGCCAUCCGUAUCAGGUUUGGACAACAUGGUGGGAUAUGGCCAUCAUGGGUGGACGAUGAGCAACCGGAGGAGGAGGGCGCGCUGCUAUUCAGGGAACGCGACAUCUACUGGCUCUCGGACUGGUGUAUCGCCAACAACAUAUUGCGCAUGGGGGACUACGUUUGGAGGCAGGUGAAGGGGAUUCCUAUGGGACUGGCGUACUCCCCGAUCUAGUGUGACAUAUAUUUUUUUAAGUAUGAAUAUCACGCCAUGAUGAGGUUGGCAGAUACCGGGAAUGCCCAUCUGAUCCCGUGCUUUGACAACACG
This is a messenger RNA of Chara braunii, 2116 nucleotides long. NCBI's taxonomy places the organism in Eukaryota, Viridiplantae, Streptophyta, Charophyceae, Charales, Characeae. The record is from the annotation of a GenBank genome assembly.